CAGCGUUGUUCCGGAUCGACCUUACGGAAGACGGAAGGAAGACGGUGCUUUGCGAGUAGGACCGGUCAGCAGCCGCAAUGCCUCUCAAGGCACUGAAGAGUUUCCUCGUGGCCACAGGGCCACUUGCUCUCUUUCUCUUGGUAACGGCCACGAUGAUGCUGCAGCACAUCACUGCGAUUUGUGAUGACGAGUGGGACGCUUGCUUUGACGAUGCCGUGUGCAACUCGUGCUACUACGAUUGGGCUGAGUCUAUGGAUGCAUACAACAAAUGCAUAGAGGACUAUCCCGAGAUCGACUACGAUACAGAGGUUGACUGGUGCUUUGUGUACACGGCUUCCGAUUGUUGCAAAGCUUCGGUGUCCUCCAAAGACUGCCUGGGAAGCACAGCCUUCGUGGACCACACGAUAUGUGAAGCAAAUUAUUCCGCCACCUCAACGGAGAAGGACGCAUGAACCCUAAUUUUCGUUCGUG
Molecule: messenger RNA, 471 nt
Organism: Ectocarpus sp. CCAP 1310/34
Lineage: Eukaryota; Phaeophyceae; Ectocarpales; Ectocarpaceae
Source: the annotation of a GenBank genome assembly